This is a messenger RNA of Hyla sarda, 2147 nucleotides long. RefSeq lists its product as uncharacterized. The coding region runs from base 53 to 1699 and encodes 548 amino acids. The transcript is spliced from 2 exons. NCBI's taxonomy places the organism in Eukaryota, Metazoa, Chordata, Amphibia, Anura, Hylidae. The record is from RefSeq and is a predicted model, not a curated record.
CGGAGGAAUAACAAGCGCCUCAGUUAUCCCGUUACCGCUGUGUGCUGCGUCCAUGCGCGGAGUGAUCUGCCAGAGGAGCGAGACGCGCGGUACCGAAGUGACGGAGAAGAUGGAGAACGCCCGGGAGAGAUCAUCAGAGAGAGAAGUUUUAUCUUCAUCCCAAGACGUCUUCAUCAGGGAGAUCAGCAGCUCAGAUAACCCAGCGGCUUCACCAGAUGAUAGCGCAAAGCAAAAGGAGAGAAAACCCCAAGCCCCGCCGCGAUCCUCCAUCGUGCCCACCUCACACCAUAGGUCUUCUCACCCCGUGGACAGACAUGGGCAGUCUUCUUCUACUAGUGGGGCAUUAGAUCUGCAGUCUCUGGUGGGGCGAUCUGGAUCAUCCUCAUCCCUCUCUGGAAUCUCAGUUCCAAUACGUUUGGAUGCAUUGUCCUACUUGCUUAAUAAUGCAGUUUUGGGAGCCUACAAAACGCCUUCUCAGAUGCCAAGCUACCCACUUAUGUACCCAUGUUGCCCCUUCCCACAAAUGGGAUAUCCCUAUAGUCCAUGCAUGGGUUCACCUCCUUACAAUAUGCCCUAUAUGAAUCCUGCAUGCCAGCCAGGUCUUAUGCCUUGUGGUACCCAGCAAGGUGUUCAAGCGUGCCAAAAUCCAAUGCCAAAUUUUAACCAGUUUGCUAUGGGUACUACACCCAGCCAAAACCAGAGCUUGUUUUCCGGUAUAACACCCCAAAUGGGAGCACCCUUUACUACUAGCACAAUAAACAUGACACCUUCAGGGCAAGACAACAGAGGAAUGUCUCAGUCUGACAGUAAUACCUGGGCCCAGAAAGCCAACCAAGGGUUCGGAAAUAAAGUUAACCUGUUCUCUUCUAACUAUGAAAAGCAAAGUUCACCACCACAGCGGGGUUUUCCAAGGUUUGGAGAUAAGCAGAGUGAGGAGAACUGGUCUAAUAGAGGACAAAACAGUUCUAACAGGGGGUUCGGAAGGGGCAGAGGGGACUUUGGUGGCCGGUCUUGGCAAAGCAACUUCAGUGGUCAAGAAAGGCGAUUUGGAGAGAGAUCGUGGAACUCGGAUUCUGGUGGGCGGAGAAGGUUCCAGGAGAGUCCUGACAGAAGCCAGGAUAGAGGCAGCUCUUUUAAACGCGGUCGCUGGCAGGAUGGUAGAGGGAGAGGUGGGGAUAAUCGAGAUAGUUGGCAGCAAAGAAAUCGGCAAAGUUUUUCUCCUCGGUCUAAUGUAGGAACUUUUCAAGACAGGUUCAAGUCAAGGCAAGAAGAAGAAAAAGUAGUCACCAAGACUGAUGACUCAAAUGACAAAGAUGAAGAUUGGGAGAUGGAUUAUGUAGGAGAACCCACGGCUUGUGAGACUCCGAGCACUUCAUUGCCUCCUACAUCAAAAACCUGCGAGUCCCCUCAAACCAUUGAGACGGCAGAAAAGUCAGUAAACCGUGAUGAGGACGUAAGCGUCGGGGGCUCGACUACAAACCUCCAUCUCGAAAAGGAGGAAGAAGAAUUGGAUUCUGAUAGAACAAACCAGGAGACGACGGAAAUCGAAGCUCAGGAACAAGACAUGGAUCAAGCUCCGGGUCCAGUGGAUGAGUCUGCGGAGAAAACCAUAGAAGAUGGCGAGGAGAGAAGAAAAGAAGAUGUAGACGAGGAGGACAACAAGGAGAUUCUGGUGUCGGUAGAUGCUGAAGACAAGUGAGAAACUUGUCAGCAACUUAUUUGGGUUCAGUUGUUGGAAAUUUACCAGUUUUCUUUGCUUGAGACAUCAGACAUUUUGCUAUGAAUAGUUUUAUCGUUGAAGCUUAAAACUUUUAUGUUCAAUUGUAAGACAAGUUCUUCAUACUUUUUACACCCGUACUAUAUUAGUAGAAAUUUAUUGGCGCUGGCUGUGGUCCAAGAUGGGAUUCUCAGAUUUACAUAUAGAGGAUUUGCAAACUAAAAGUAGACGGCAGUGAAGUAUGUACACCAUCGUGAGCAAACCCGUUGUGAACAUAGCGCCAUGCCGGAUGACUCUACUUGCCUGCACUUAUAAUGCCAUGCCGGAUUACUCUACUUGUCUGCACUUAUAAUGCCAUGCCAGAUUACUCUACUUGCCUUCACUUAUAAUGCCAUGCCGGAUGACUCUACUUGUCUGCACUUCUAAUGCC